GUGGCGCCCCCACUUCCGGCGUGGCGGGCGCCAUCUUGAUGAAAGCCCUCGCUCCCCGGCCCGGGCUCCAGCCAGGCCGGAACCCCUCGCGGCGGCCGACGCGCCUCGCCGGAAGCGGACGUGGACGGACGUACAGACCACGUACGCGCAGCCGACAUGGAGGCGACCUGGCGCGUCCUGGCAAGGGCGCGCCAGCUGCUGAGGCGGCCCGGGCCUGAGCUGAUUCCACGGAGGCUGCGGCACAAGGAGAAAUGGGCCUCCACCGAGCCAAAGUUCUCCUCUACCCGGCUGGCCCUGCAGAACUUUGACAUGAACUACAAGGUCCAGUUUGGAGACCUGUGGCCGUCCAUCAGGGUCAGCCUUCUCUCGGAGCAAAAGUACGGGGCCCUGGUCAACAACUUCUCCACUUGGGACAGAACCACCUCUGAGUUAGAGCAGCUCAAGGCCAGAGAUUUUGUGAUGGAGGCGAAGAGAAGGGUGCAGCAGCAGGCCUUUCCUGGAGAACCCAGUGCUCCAGUCCUUCCUCCAGAGCUGGAGACACACAGCCUCCCAGAAGCCUCCUGGCCCUGUAGCCCUAACCUACGCUGUUACACGUUUAGCAGAGGGGACAUCAGCCGCUUUCGUCCAUCCAGGGUCAGCAGCCUAGGUGUUCUCGACUACUACCUCAUGGAUGCUUCCUCCUUGCUGCCUGUGUUGGCCCUGGGUGUCCAGCCGGGUGACACCGUCCUUGACCUAUGUGCUGGGCCUGGUGGGAAGACGCUGGCGCUGCUCCUGACUGGCUGCUGCCGCCACCUGGCAGCUAAUGACAUCUCUGGCUCCCGAACCCAGAGACUGAAGCAGGUUCUGCACAGCUAUGUACCCCAGGAUGGGAGCCAGGUGCGAAUCACGUCCCAGGAUGGUAGGAAGUGGGGAGACCUGGAGAGGAACACCUAUGACCGGGUGCUGGUGGAUGUGCCCUGCACCACUGACCGGCACUCUGUCACGGAGGAGGACAACAACAUCUUCAGGCGCUCGAGGAAGACUGAGCGCCAGAUGCUGCCCAUGCUGCAGGUGCAGCUCCUGGUGGCUGGUCUCCUUGCCACCAGGCCUGGAGGGGUGGCUGUCUAUUCCACCUGCACCCUCUCCCACCUGCAGAAUGAGUACGUGGUAGGUGGGGCCAUUGACAUUCUGGCCAAUCAGUACCAGACAGAUGUCCAGGUGGAAGACCUGAGCUGCUUCCGGUAUCUCUUCCAGGACACUUUCUCCUUCUUCCCAUCUUGCCGCGUGGGCGAGCUGGUCCUCCCCGUCCUUUGGGCCAACUUUGGACCCAUGUACUUCUGCAGGCUACGCAGGCUAACUUAGCAGCUCGGCUUCCUGAGCCCCAUUCUGCAGCGCUCCUGUGGAUUUCCAGCAGAGUCCCUAGGAGGGGCUGGGAGGGAUGGAUGUGCUUUGUCCAAGUGGGUGGGAGAGCUCACACCUCCCCAGUAGUGACCUGGGUGUGAUUCACUUUGGUGGCUCCUGUAGAUGUGGGAGCAGAGGCGGGGCGAGACCUCUGCCCAGGCAGAAGGAGGCUUUGGCAGAGUGGCUACCUCUCUCCAUAGAGGCAGCUUUUCGGUGUAGGACAGAAGGUGGCCUUAGGGCUCCUUAACCGCUCCUGGCCCACUGCAAAGUGGGCUGGAGGUGCCGGCAGGGCAGGGGUUUUAACCUUUGUUUCCCUGAAGUUCAUCCCUGGGCCUGGCUUGCAGUAGGCAUUCAAUAAAAGCAUAUCGAUUGCUUUGAGGCUUCAGUUUU
Trichosurus vulpecula (common brushtail) is the source of this 1770-nucleotide messenger RNA. It is a transcript of the gene NSUN4, whose product is annotated as NOP2/Sun RNA methyltransferase 4. Lineage: Eukaryota; Metazoa; Chordata; Mammalia; Diprotodontia; Phalangeridae. Gene Ontology annotation, cellular component: mitochondrial large ribosomal subunit. Gene Ontology annotation, molecular function: methyltransferase activity. Gene Ontology annotation, biological process: rRNA methylation. The transcript has 6 exons. The coding region runs from base 157 to 1341 and encodes 394 amino acids. The record is from RefSeq and is a predicted model, not a curated record.